Lethenteron reissneri (Far Eastern brook lamprey) is the source of this 8451-nucleotide messenger RNA. Its product is annotated as immunoglobulin-like and fibronectin type III domain-containing protein 1. The record is from RefSeq and is a predicted model, not a curated record. Gene Ontology annotation, molecular function: protein binding. Lineage: Eukaryota; Metazoa; Chordata; Hyperoartia; Petromyzontiformes; Petromyzontidae.
CACAGACGCGCGCGAGAGAGAGAGGCACACACGCGCACGCAGGAAGCGUAGAGGUCGUUAUUAUUAUUUUAUUUUUUAUUUUUUCGACUGCGAAUUGGUGGAGUCGAGUGUCAAGUCGAGUUGACGUGCCGCUCACAAAUCAGCUCGCCGAGGCAGCAGCAGCAGCAGCAGCAGCCAUGCUUCGGAAGCCGCCCGUCAUCAUCUCGGACGUUCAGCCGAGCAAGGAUGGCGUCUCAAAGAAUAGCCUCGCACCUCCAAAAGACAAGGCCCGGCGGAAGCAGUCUUUCACGCUCAACAUGGUGGCCUACACCCACCACACGGAGAAGGGCACCGUGCCGGAUGGGCAGAGCAUCCCCGAGUUCGUGAACAAGCCGUACUCCCUCACUCUCAUGGAGGGGAAAUCGGCCACCUUCCGUGCCCGAGUCUUUGGAAAGCCGACACCCACGGUGACCUGGCAUAGGAUUAACGGGGAGGAAGUGGUAACUGGCCCUGACUACAAGGUGCACUAUGACCCGCGCAAGGACGAGCACAUCAUGGAGGUGCCCAAGGUGGUCUCGAAACUCGCCGACACGUACCGCUGCACCGCCAGCAACGUGCACGCCGAGGCCUCCAUCGCCGUGGCCCUCAUUGCCAUCUCACUCCGCAAGUCAGCGCCACUACAGAUGAAACAGGAGGUCAGUGAUGCGGGGGACUUCCGUGCAAAGCUCAAGAAAAGGGUGGAAGAAGAGAAGGUCCCAGAGAAGACGCUCGACGAAAAGGAGGUGUGGGACAUCCUCAUGAGCGCCGACAGGAAGGACUACGAGGCCAUCUGCUUCAAGCACGGCAUCAAGGACUUCCGCGGCAUGCUCCGUCGCCUGCAGGCCAUGAAGGAUGCCAAAGAGGAGGAGGAGGAAAAUGAGCUGCAGCUUCGCAAGGCGUUAAAGCACGUGAAGGUGAAUGCGGAGGGAACCGCCGUGUUUGAAAUCUACAUGGAGCGGCUGGAUCCCAGCAAGAACCUGCGAUUCUUCAAGAACGGGAAGCUGCUGACGAUCGACGAGACGGAAGGGAAGCACGUGCUGAAGAAAAUCGCCGACAAGUAUUGCCUGGUCAUCAACAACGUGAACGCGAACGACGACGGAGAGUACACGGUGGAGAUCGACGGGCAGAUGAUCAAGGCCGGACACCUGCACUACACCGAUGAGCAGGUGUUCAUACGGCAGCUGCAGUGGAUGCGCUGCUAUGAGCGGGAGUCGGUGACCUUCGAGUGUAAGCUCACCAUGCCUACGCCCACCGCCACGUGGAACUUCAAGAGCCUCGAGCUUAUAGAGUCCAACAAGUAUGAGAUGAAGGUGCUGGACGGUGGGAAGACGCACCAGCUGACAAUCCACAACACGCGCAUGGUGGACAAGGGCGUCUACUCGAUAGGGGUCUUCGGGUGCAGCUCGGUCGCGUGGCUGGAAGUCGCAAAAAGCGCCAUCAAGUUCAAGAGCGGCUUCCGCUCGGUGCGGGCGCGCGCCGGCGACACGGCGAGCUUCAGCUCGGAGCUGAACAUCGAGGGCACGAACGCCACGUGGCUCAAGGACAAGCUGCCCAUCGCGGCCGGCGACAUCGACAGCGGGCGCAUCAAGGUCUUCUCGGACGGCGGCAAGCACGGCAUCAGCUUCAACCCGGCGGCCGAGACGGACACGGGCGAGUACACGGUGGUGGUGAAGCAGGACGACGACGACAGGGAGUACACCGCCAACACCUUCCUCCGCGUCGAAGCCGCCGAUGACGACGCCAACAAGAAGGAACGGCAGGAGCGGCGCGCGAAGAAGGCCGUGGUUGCCCUGCCGAAAUCCACCGGCGAUGGUGGAAAGGGUGGAGACGACAAGUCCACAUCUGGCAAAGGCGGCAAGGGUGACGGGUCCAAGUCCGGGCUUGAUGCAGGGAAGGGCCUCAAGGGCAAUGCCGGGCUCGACGACGGGUCCAAAAAAAAGAUUCCACCGCCGCCGCCCCCCGUGAUCAUGAUUGAGCCGGUGGAAGAGAACAAUUUAGGCAACGGCUUCGGCAACGGCUCUGGCGACGGCUCGGACCUGCUGGACAAGUCGGGCUCGGGCGACGGAGGGGACGGCUCGGGGCUCGGCGACGGCUCGGGGCUUGGCGACGGCGCCGACCUCAGUCACCAGCGAGGGACCGGUGACGAGGACUCUGGACGAAACAGACGGGACGCUGACUCAAACGCUGCCCCGCCGAGAAAAGGGCAGCCCGCCAAACAGCCUGUCGACCUCAGUCACCUACGCGGGACCGGUGACGAGGACUCUGGACGGAACAGACGGGACGCUGACUCGAGCACUGCCCCGCCGAGAAAAGGGCAGCCCGCCAAACACCCCGUCGACCACGGUCACCAGCGAGGGACCGGUGACGAGGACUCUGGACGGAACGGACGGGACGCUGACUCAAACGCCGCCCCGCCGAGAAAAGGGCAGCCCGCCAAACGGCCAGUCGACCUCAGCCACCAGCGAGGGACCGUUGACGAGGACUCUGGACGGAACGGACGGGACGCUGACUCAAACGCUGCCCCGCCGAGAAAAGGGCAGCCCGCCAAACAGCCUGUUGACCUCAGUCACCAGCGAGGGACCGGUGACGAGGACUCUGGACGGAACGGACGGGACUCUGACUCAAACGCCGCCCCGCCGAGAAAGGGGAAGCCCGCCAAACAGCCUGUUGACCUCAGUCACCAGCGAGGGACCGGUGACGAGGACUCUGGACGGAACGGACGGGACUCUGACUCAAACACUGCCCCGCCGAGAAAAGGGCAGCCCGCCAAACAGCCUGUUGGUGUGUGCACAGACCUUGGACACAUCCAGGGGACGGGUGACAAGGACUCUGGACGGAACAGACAGAACGCUGACCCAAACGCUGCCUUGCCAAGAAAAGGGCAGCCCACCAAACAGCCUGUCGACCUCAGUCACCAGCGAGGGACCGGUGACGAGGACUCUGGACGGAACGGACGGGACUCUGACUCAAACGCUGCCCCGCCGAGAAAGGGGAAGCCCGCCAAACAGCCUGUCGGUGUGUGCACAGACUUGGAUGGACUCGGAUCAGGGACGGGCGACGGUGGAAAGGGCGAUGGCUUGGACGGUCUCGACGACAGUGGUUCAGACGGAAAAUCUGGACUGGUGGACAGACUGGCGGACGGAGACGACGACGAUUGGGACUCAGACGAGUCGGAGUUUACCGACCACCGGCACGACGCCCUGGGCAUGGACCUCAGUCACCUGCACGGCACUGGUGACGAGGACUCUGGACGAAACGGACUGGACGCUGACCCAAACGCCGCCUUGCCAAGAAAUCGGCAGCCCGCCAAACAGCCCCUCGUGCGCAAGUCGCGGUUCGCAGACGUCGACACAUCGGCGAAGGAGAUCGAACCGAGCAGCCGGAAACCUCGUAUCCAAGAGGAGGCGGGGCCAGAGUACAUCGUCGCCGAGGCCCCGGUGAUCGACGCGGAUGCACGCGCCAAGCUGGAGCGCGACCCGAUCACGGUGCGCGCCGGCCAGACGGCGCUGGUCAGCGUGCCGUUCUCCUGCAAGGGCACCUCGUGCUCGGCCAACUGGACGCGGGACGACGGCGCCACGGAGGUGCGCGAGGACGAGCGCACGCACCUGGAGCGCUCGGACCGCGACGCCACCUUCGCCCUGUCGCGGUGCGAGCGCGGCGACAGCGGCGGACUCAAGCUGCAGCUCAAGAGCCCCAUGGGCACCGCCGAGAUCAACAUGCACCUGGAGGUCAUCGACAAGCCGACACCGCCCGUGGGGCCCCUGGAGACGAGCGUGACGGGCAAGCUGGUGACCAUGACAUGGCAGCCCCCGCUGGACGACGGCGGGCGUCCCGUGUCGCGCUACCUGGUGGAGCGGCGCCAGGCGGACAAGCGCUCGUGGGUGCCCGUGGGCGAUGCGGCGGGCGACGCGGCCAGCUUCAAGACGGACAAGGUGGACGAGGGCAAGGCCUACCAGUUCCGUGUGCGCGCCGUCAACUCGGAGGGGGAGAGCGACGCGCUCGAGUCGGGCACCGUGACCAUCGAGAAGCAAGCGACCCCUCCGAGCGCGCCGGGCUCCCCGCGCGCCACCAACGUCACCAAGGACACGGUGUCGCUCAUGUGGACGGAGCCCAAGAACACGGGCGGAGCGCCCGUGGCCAGCUACGUGCUGGAGAAGCGGGAGCGUGGCACCGUCGCCUGGAGCUACGCCUCCACCUCGGCCAUCUACGACACCCAGCACACGGCGAAGGGCCUCAACGAGGGCACGUGGUACGAGUUCCGCGUAACGGCCGUCAACAGCGCCGGGCGCAGUGAGCCCAGCGCCGUCUCGCAGCCGGCGCUUCCCAAGGAGCCACUGAAGUGCCCGGGCUCCGUGCACGGCCUCGCCGUCUCCAAGCUGGCGGCGCAGGGCUUCACGCUCAGCUGGAAGCCGCCGAAGGACGGCGGCGAGCCCGAGGGCUACAUCGUGGAGACCUGCCCCGAGGGCAGCAGCGAGUGGACGCGCGCCAACAAGGCGCUCGCCACUCAGCCCUCGUACACGGUGGGCGGCAUUCACGACCGGCGCAUGUACUUCGUGCGCGUCACCGCCGUCAACGAAACGGGCCUGGGCAAGCCCACGCAGCUCGACACGUGCGUCAGCGCCGCCCCGCCCUCAGUCCGUCCUUCCUUCAAGCUGGACAGCUCUACCAGCAACUACAUGAGGGUGAAGGCGGGCAACACUGUGCGACUGAAGGUCCUCUUCACGGGAUCUCCGGCACCCGAGGCCGACUGGCUGAAGGAAGGCGUGCGCCUGUCAACACGCGUCGCCAUCACCAGCACGUCGGGCUCGUCGCAGAUGCUCAUCCCGUGCACGGCCCUCAAAGACUCCGGACACUACACGCUGGUGAUCAGCAACGAGGCCGGGUCCGAGACCCACAGCAUCUUCAUGAAGGUCAUUGACGUGCCGUCAUCGCCAGGCCACGUGUCACUGGUGGAAAAGGUGCCGGGCACGGUGACCUUGUGCUGGGGCGCGUCUCGGGACGAGGUCACCGACGACGAGCUCACGUACACGGUGCUGCGGCGCGAGGUCAACAACAAGGUUUGGACGGAGAUCGGAGACCACAUCAACAACAACAGCUUCACGGUGACGGACUCGGUGACGGGGCAGCCGUACAUGUUUCGCGUGGUGGCAGUGAACAGCGUGGGGAGGAGCUACCCCUCGGAGAGCAAGGAGCCUUGGAGCCUGAUGCGCCGCCGUGAGCCCGUGGGCCUCGUGAUGCCGCGCUACAGGGGCUGGAACGAAGCGAGCGCCCCGUCGUUCCUCGUGCCGCUGCGACCUCACGUGGUGACCCGCGGCACCGAGUGCCGCAUGAGCUGCGCAGUGCGCGGCUGCCCGCGGCCCAUCGUCACGUGGUUCAAGGGCGGCCAGAGCCUGUGGGGCAGUGAGCGCGCGUGCCCCAUGGAGACGGUGGGCGUGUGCUCGCUGCUGCUGCCCGUAGUGGACUUCGAGGACGCGGGCAUGUACACGGUGCACGCGCAGAAUCCGCACGGCAAGACCGAGUGCUCGGCCUCGCUCGACGUCAAGGAUUGGAGCGUGGAAUGAGAGGUGAGAAACUUCUUGAGUCCAGGUUUGAUCAAAAGUCACUUAAAAACGAAACUAUAUACUAUAUGUAUUUAACCAGGUAAGGCCCACUAAGCUAUCGAAAUAUUUUUCAGAAGCAACCUGCCUACAAAUUAUAGCUCAACGAAGUGGCUGAUCAUGUGGAAAUUUAUAGCAGCCAAAUAUUCUAAAUGCAUGUUUCAAAAAAAUUGGAGGGAAAAACCGGAGGACCCAGGGAAAAAUCCACGCAAACACGUGGAGAACAUGCAAACUCCAAAUAUACAGCAGCAGCAGGCGUCAGGGUUAGGAUCAAACCCAUGACCUCCUGUAUACCAGGCGAGGCAGUUAACAUCUCACCACCACAGUGGCCCACCUGUUUAUGCUUCAAACAACGCACACUUAAACUGAUUCCCAUUAUGUGAUUGAAAAUGUAGUUCAGCGUUUGGUUGAUAUUUUAAAGAAAUGCACUUAUUUUACCUUGUGUUUUGUCAAAUUUGUAAUUGUUUUGCCUGAGAGAUAUUUUGAGAGCCAUUGCUUUUAAAAUGAUUAAAAAAUGUGGCAUUAAAGACGAGCUUGCAGAUGUGCAGGAAUGGAAAAAUUAAUUGAGGAAAAAUCUCUUCAGGAGCAUACACGCAUUGUGCACGUAGUUCUUUUUUUUUCAAGCAACGAAACACGGCAAUGUUGCUAACAAGUUGAUGAUACUCCGCAAGUUCCCUUGUACGGUUGCAAACAUAUUACCGGGGACUUUAGCAGCUGCUCAUGAGGAGUUGCCAAGCUUUGAGCGGUGCUGAACUCUGAUUUGAUUCUCGCGUUGAUAUUCCGAGUGGUACAAUCCUUAAUUUUACGUCUGGUUACUGUUUGUGGAAUUCAUUAAAAUGCCAUAAAAUUGCGACAACAGCACAAGUUUUUGCGGUUGCACUGUAAAGCCCGCCGAUGUGUUUUCGGGUUGUGUCACGUGUCAUUCGGCAUGAUGUCCGACGUUCCGUUCCAUGCACUGGAAGCUUUUUCAAUUACUUUCCAGAAGAAGGAGGAAUCUCCCAGCACGCGGAGGGAAACGUCAGACAUUGUGCCGAACAACCCCAAAAACACGCCGUCAGAGCUAUGUACACAAUUGUUGUUGAAUCUGACUCGGAGUAGAUUUUAAACAACAUGUUUGGUCGGCAUGGAACGAUGCAUCGGCUCGUUUAUUUAAAGUGAUUCUUACGCUCGUGAUGCAUGCAUUGAAUUGUGCACGUGAGGAUCGAUUAUUUUCAGAUUUUUGCAAAUUGUAUCGCUCAUUCGGCAUUUCGACUUUUGGAGCAAGCAAAACGGUAUCAACGAGAGAGAACAAAUGAGAACGCAAACGGGGCGGUCAUAUCAACGAGACAGAACCGAUUACCGACUCAAAACCCUCACGAUGAUUGAAUCUCUAGCGGUGUGAAUCGUUACAUGCCUACUGCUCAGCCACCCCCUUGGUAACGAUGAUCUUAACAAUGCAAACGUUCUAUUAUGAUUUGCAAUGAUGCUGUCCGGCGAACAUGACUACUGUAUUCCUUCCUGAAAUGAAACAAUACAAUUGACAAUAUUACUUGGGUUUUCAUAUCAUGAAAAUGCAACCGCAUUUCACGAUAAUUCAGCUCGUUGGCACGCAGCCUCUUUUCCCGGGUCUGCGUUUUACCAGCUCCAUUUGUUUAAACAAGAGAACCUUUGAAGGUUUUGACUCCUCUCUGGUUUCAAGGUCUUGUCACAUUUUAUUUCAGUCAUUUGCCGAAGUAGGGAGGGAAAAAAAAACGUUGCUUCUUUCGUGAAUUGUAUUCGUCUUGGUUGCUUUCUCUGGGGCCUUAACAGCGCCGGUGGCAAUCGCCAAACUCCGUCUGACCUGGAGACGUCUUCAUUGAAAUAUUUCUCCGUCAUUUAUCCGCACAGAAAAAAAACGCAUAAAGGAGAACUAAUUUGCUUUAUCUUCUAAAACGUACUACUGUGCGACUCAAUGUAUUAUAUUGGUCGAUUGAAAAGUGUUCGGGCCGUGCUUGUUAAUGUAUGGCCAGUUUUGUUUACAUGCUGCAGAAGGUAAACGAUUUAUUGGUGAAUGUGUAAUUGUAAUUAAGAAGUGCUACGUGCAGCACAGUAGAUUGUUUUAUAUAGUGCUGAAGGAUAUAGCGUAGUGAAGCAGAUGUACUAUAUAUACAUGGUAUGUUUAUGGAAGGGUUUGUGGUAGGUGGAAUAUGGAUUUUGUGAAAGUGGAGAACAUAAAUUGCUAUAAAACAGUAGUACUGCUAUUAGAGUGAUUCAGAGAGGAAUGAAGGAAAAAAAAAUCGUUGAUAGAAUGGUUACUUAAUAAAGUUGACUUGUCUUUCUGUUCAAACUAGCAAUGAGGUGGUUGGUGUUCUUCGUUGGUGGCCCUUGAUCCAGUGGUAGAAAUUCCACGUUUCUAUGGCUGGGCUAGCCUGACCAGAGGAUAACCACCAUUUACCGUCAACACAGUGGUAUUCAUUUGAUUGACCUUGAAGGUAUGAUGAGCCAAUUUAACUCCCAAUUAGACCGAGAUUUAUGCUAUAAAUUGUGAACCUGGUGAAUGGCCAACGUGGUGACAUGGUCAAACGACCCCUGUGACUGACACGGCAUGGGGAGGCCUUCAAUCAGCAGUGGAUUUGACGAAGAGCUGAAAGAGGAUUCGGUGGUGCUGUGUUGAUAUAACCUUGAGGGCGGAUUGCAGCAAUUAUGGUAGUGUGUUGUUUGCAUCUUGGUAAUGGUCAAGGGAUGACGACUAUGAAUGCAGGUGUUCAAAUGUGUUUUUACGUUUGGAUUUUUGUGAUUACACUUACAGUAUAUGCUUUGGCUGUCAAGCCAUGUUUUCCUUCUUGCGAAUAAAUUAAUGUGUGUGGUGUGACCUUUU